This is a messenger RNA of Spodoptera exigua (beet armyworm), 1185 nucleotides long. The record is from the annotation of a GenBank genome assembly. NCBI's taxonomy places the organism in Eukaryota, Metazoa, Arthropoda, Insecta, Lepidoptera, Noctuidae.
AUGUCGGCAAACGAGCAUACUGAUUACCUGAUGGCGGCUGAUGGAGAACCGCGUACAGCGCAUCCACCACCACACGGCUCACUAGAGCCGAUGCAAAGCCGAGAUUGCGAGUGCGAAUACACGAUGUGCGAAUACAGAGCAGGAUUAGAAACGGGAUGGUUUCUAAUCAGUAAGAAUCUGACGGCAUCCAGUCGCCCCGCCCGGGAAUGCCGGUGCCAAGAAAUCUGGAACCGUAUCGUUGCUGAGUAUGCCAUGGUGAGACAUCUUCACACUAUAGGAUAUCCUGUAAGACAUUUUCCAAGAGCUAACAAGUUCAUGAAUACUAGUUUUACCUUCCUCGAUCCUUACAUAAAUGACAUAAAGGAUUCCGAUAUACCGCAUAACAUAUAUGAUAUAUACCGUAAAAGGUUUUCUAUUACUGGGUCAAUAAUGAAAGCUAACUGCUCUGUCGCUGCUGGCCCCUCAAGUGGCCGUAACAAUUCUGCUUUGGCAUCUGGCACUCCUGAGACUGGUAAAUCGGAGGCAGCUGGUACCAUCAGUGCAUCAGGUGCAGUUGCCACCGCAGGUCCUUCAGGUCCUCCUAAUAAAUCAAGCGCCCUUGGGACUGAGUCUGGCUCUCGCGCCACGCAGUCUAACGCCCCGGCUAAAUCUAGUACAUCUGCUAAGUCAAGCGCCUCUGGCAAGACAGAUAAACCCAAGGUAGGUUUGUCUCCAACAUCCGAUGCUAAAAAAUCUGCUUCCCAUAGCAAGUCUGGAAAAUCUGACUGCAAAUCAAAAUCUGGCGUCUUCCGCCCCACGGGCCCACAUUUCACGACGCGUUUUACGCCCGCGGUGUACGCGGUUGUAUGCGGCUCCCGCUGUACCGGCGGGCAACUAGUAGAAUCGCGCGGGCCGCGGUUACCCGCAGCCUCGGCGGGUGGCACCCGCGCGCUUUGCGAUCGGUUGGCGAGCGACCGCGGGGGCCGGCGGGUCUUCUGUGAAGCAACCCUUACCACGGGUGUCCGGACGGCCCUUUGCUCGAGUUCCGUAGACUCGCGCUUACGGUGGAUGACGAUCCCCGACGCCGACGAUUCAAACGUGAGGGAGUGUAGGCAAAAGUACCUACUUAGUAUUAUUGUGACUGUUAAAAGACUAUCGUCAAAUUACACAGAACUGCUUGACUGGCAGAUCAGUCACCAGACCUGA